Messenger RNA from Bacidia gigantensis, 3915 nucleotides. RefSeq lists its product as uncharacterized. NCBI's taxonomy places the organism in Eukaryota, Fungi, Ascomycota, Lecanoromycetes, Lecanorales, Ramalinaceae. The transcript has a single exon. The coding region runs from base 1 to 3915 and encodes 1304 amino acids. The record is from RefSeq and is a predicted model, not a curated record.
AUGGCAUCCUCCCCAAAUGACCCACCCCCGACUGCAAGUAGCAGUCCUCCCAUCACGCCUCAAAUGGCAGCGGUCUCUACAGAAAUCGGCUCAUAUGGCGCCAUCGCCUCGAAUAAAAAACUCACAGUUGAAGACAAGUUGAGGAUGCUUCGCGAGAGAUAUGAUGAAUAUUGCAUUGAGAAGAAGAAGAGAGAAGACGAGCUCAAAGCAAUAGAGCUGCAAAAUUCAAUAGCCAACAAUCCCAACAUUGCAAGGUUGCUCAAAGAGCCGACUCCCUGGGAGGUCUUCACACCACGAAACAUCCAAAAUCUAAAUAGGCGUGUCAGGUGUGGAUUCAGGCUUGCAAAAUUGGAUCCGGAAACUCAAAUACCUCAAGAUUUGACGAGCAUCAUCGGUAGUCCUCAUGCUGAUCCCGAGGACUAUCAGGCGUUUGUGAGAUACGAUGCAGGUCGAUAUGGUGACGGCCGAGUGACGAUUACCUUCAAGAUUCGCAAGAGAGUGGCGAAUGAGAAUAUCAUUGACACAUCAGAAAGCGCUUCGUUCAUGCUCUACUGUACGUUCAAAUUAGGUGCAAAGCUAAGAGAUACUGGAUACCAAAUUGACUGCUUCGACUACAAGCAUUUCAAUGAGCUCGAACUUGGGGAUGAGUUGUAUGACGAGCGAAUGGACAAGGAAAUCAAGCCAGGCGACACGUUUACCAGACCACAUCUCCAUUGCUGCAUGUUCAUCAGCCAUGGAUGCGUACAGUCGCACUACGACCCUCAAAGUACGGCACAUCUUCCGCAAGACGUCCAAGAUGUGUUGCGGAAACUUUUCUGCGACACAGGUACAUUUAGAGUGGUCUGCUAUCAUCCCAUUCCCCAAUCUGCGGAGGCCAACUGGCUCAAGGCUCUCCGGCACAACAUCAACCACCAUACUCCUCAGCUAUGGCAGUAUCUCAACGAGGACGGCUCAGUCAAUUACUCAUUGGAUCAGCCUUUGAUCGUUAGAAUGCAGGAGGGGAUGUACGUGAAAGAAAAUGGGGAGUUUUACACAUUCCCUGAGAAUCUUGACUGGGACGAACUACAUGUAUUUGCGAUUGAUGCGAUGAUCCCUGCCAUUCGCGAAUACCAACUCGCGUUAUGUCACGGCCAAAUCAUCAGCCAGACACGCCAUCGCGCAUACGCACAACAAAUGCCACAGCAUCUUAUAGACUUCAGAGAUGAGACCGGACGACACGACAGGCUGUCGAGGACGAUCAAUCUCUUCGUCACGUUGACACAGUUCGAGGAUUUUCUCGUCAAGGAAAUGAAACCCGCAGCAGGAUCAAGGGUGCUAGUCUGGUGGGAUAAACCGCAUGAUUUCAUUCCGAAUAGCUCUACCAAGAAUGGGACGAACUACGGCGUGGUCGUUGAUGACGAAGAAGGGUGCUUAGCGACUGGUGCUGCUUUUUGUCUAAGAGUAUCCCUCAGCAAAAGUGGAUCCAAGAAUCCACCUCGGCAAAUGAGUGAGGGUUUGCAGAAAUUAAGCCUCAAAAAGCUCAAUUAUAUUCAUAUCUAUGUUGAAGUGGAUACAACAGCUAUCCAACGCCAACUGCUGGCGAUCAGUGUCUUGUGCAAACCCAAAGACCAGAUGACAAGUGAAGAGAUCGACGAGUCGCAGGAAUGGGACGAAGUUAUGAAUACCCUUUGCCAAAAGCCGGGCAAAAAGCCGAAAGAGUACAGGAUCGACCUCACAGCCAUCAACCCUGAAGCGUUCAGCACAUGGUACGAAGUCGGAUCUGAGAUUGUCAAAGAUAGUCCAGAUCAGCUAGCAAUUAUUGACAGCUUGGAAAACGUCGAUUCUAAACUCGUCGGUGUUUUAGGUGCAGCUGGAACCGGAAAGACGAACAUCAUGGCCCUACUUGCUGGUGCUGUCGGAGUCCAAGGGGCUCAGGUCAUGAUUACUGGCACCACCCAUGCUGCGCUUGACACCAGUGGACGUGCUGUAUGGAAGUGGCUCUCUAAGGACGCAAGGAGGGUCCUGAGAUUCCUGCGUAUGGAUCUGGUAUCAGUUGAGAUAUAUCAUCUCCAGCAGUCUGUCGAGUGGCUGGGAAGUGAUGCACUCGAGCCCAAAGGAGCGUGGAAGCAGCGAAUUGGAAUCUCCGAGAAUGGUGAGACCUCCUUCACGUUCUGUCUGGCUUCAAUGACACAGGCGGCUGCUCAAAUCUUCGAGCCCAGGGAUAUUCUCGAUGAGGCUGAAUACGAUGAGCUGUUUGACGAUUUGGAGCUCAUCGAGAAUCAGGAGCCGAAGACGCAAACGUUUGGAACGGGAAAGGAGUCCAAGCUCCCUCGUGUCAUGACUCUUGCCUGGCGUGAAUGGGAGCUUCUUGAUCGUGAUUCACGUCGAGCGCAAGAAGCCUUUGAGAACCUUCAUGAGGCAUGGACGUCUCCUGAGAAGACCGAAGAGGAAUGCUUGGAGUCGAAUCCGAGAAUGUCAGAUAGGUUGAAAGAGGCAUGGCAGAGUGAACCCAUCCGCGAGGAAGAAUUCAAUCGAAGAGUCCGAGAUCACGAGAUUGAGAACGUUGAGCAGCUCAACAAGUCUCACGGAUAUCGAACGCUGUUGUGGGAUUUCGUCCAGGAUCUGUCCAGCUUCAACAGCCAAAAAUUCAAAGCGCUUAUCAAAGCAAGAAUGGAGGUAAUUGGCCGCAUUCUACAUCUCACCACCUUCCUGCUUGUCACUUGCAACAAGUCCGCAAUGCCAGAGAUCAAGACACACUUCAAGGCUCAGGUUGUACUUGUUGAAGAAGCUGCUCAGAUGAAGCUGUCUGAUUUCAUGACUGUUGUGUACAGCCAGCCAGACGCAGAUGCUUACUAUCUCUUCGGCGAUCCAAAGCAACUAAUUCCGUACAACGGUGCCUUGUUGGUCAAUGAGAAAAUAUCCCAAAGCAAACGCUCGCCUCUGAGCCUUCUCGAGGUGAAGAAUCACAAUAUCAAGCGGCUUACUAAACAGUACCGUGCUGCACCAGCGUUGAUGCAAUUCCCCAACAGGUACUUCUACAACAACACGGUGGAAAACGCCGCCAAGACCUUUGGCAACAACAAUUACCGUGUGAAGACCAGAGAACUUAGCCAGCGCUACCGAAUCGGGAAGACCACAGGGAGUGAGCUCUUUUUCAUUGACGUGCCAUACGGUGCCUCGCGUGCAGAAGAGAAAGGUACGUCUCUGACAAACCCUGCAGAGGCGAUCCGUGUUGCGAAGCUGGUGGACCAGUACCUCCAGAUGGGGGUACCAAUUGGGAAGAUCACGAUUUUGUGUUACUACAACGCGCAGCGCGAUACUAUCAAAGAGGAGCUGACGAGUCUCAAAGAGACUCUUGGUAGAGCCUGGCAGGUCCAGGACAUACUGAUCACAUCCGUAGAUCAAUAUCAGAACCUUGAGAACGAGAUCACGAUUGUGAAUUUUGUCGCCGCACCAUCAGUAGACCGAUCCGAAACGGAGAACCGAGAUGAUGGUAGUGAGGCUUAUUCCGGUGGAUGCUCCAUAACAAGCUAUGUCAAGGAUAAACAUCGCUUGCUGACGGCUAUCACUCGGGCCAAGAAUGGCUGCGUGCUAAUCGGCAAUAUGACAGCCCUGCUUUGGUCAACACAGAAAGAAAGCGCACCUAGUGCCGUUUUCGAGCUGAUGUUGGACUUGUUUUGCCGGAACUUGGUCGCCGUGGAUAAGAGGAGCAAAGACCAAUUGUUCCAAGACAACCCAAAACUCACGGAACAACGUACUGCGCAAGCUGUUGCCAGGCUAGAUCAGGCUUUGAAGCGCAAGAGCAAACCAAAGGUGGAAGGGGACGUUUAUGCUGCGCCGACUUAUCGGCUAAGGGAAGGUCGGACGCAGAGGCCGAUUGAUACUGGUAGUUAUGGGAUGGAGGCUGAUGAGUAUGAUGAGGAAGGCACGAUCUAG